GAACACGGUCAGUCACGAUCGUGAAACGAAAGCGUCCGCAACUACCCCAAAAGGAGAAGUAGGAGGACAUCGCGAAAUUAGUACGCGAGCCAGGGUCUAACAACGAUCUGUAGAAGAGUUCAAAGCAUUCAAGUAUCAGACACACGCGAAAAGGCGGUCGAGUAAACAGUAGUACUGGAAUCGCGUAAAGGAUUACACCACCUGUAAGGAAGAUGUGUAUCUUAACAAGGUGUGACAAGCGACAAAACAAGCGAAGUGUGCAAAUUUAUGCAAAAAACCAAACACAGCCGGCGGUUGAGUUGAUAAAGUUCAAACACCGCACAACACGUCACUAUUAAUAAAAUCCGUACCACAGGAAGAAGGAUUUACGUGCGGUGAAGCACCGAGUGUGCAAUUGAAUAAACAUUGUAGGAGUUUGAGAUAGUGAAAAAAACGAAUUGAGUGAAAAAAAUAUUUUGUGGUUAAGCAGCAACAAAACAUCGUCAAUAUGAAUACGGAGGAGUUUCGGAAGUACGGGAAACAGAUGAUCGACUAUAUCUGUGACUAUGGGCAGACGAUCGAUACACGAGAUGUCGCCCCAACAGUGGAUCCUGGUUUCCUCCGUAAACUGUUGCCAGACGAAGCGCCACAGAAGGGCGAAGAUUUCAAGCGCAUGCUAGAUGACGUCGAGACGAAGAUCAUGCCCAAUAUGGUGCACUGGAAUCAUCCGCGCUUUUUCGCCUACUUUCCGUCCGGCAACUCGUAUCCUUCGAUUCUCGGUGACAUGCUGAGCAGUGCCAUCGGGUCAAUAGGUUUCUCGUGGGCAUCCAGUCCGGCCGCUACCGAGCUCGAAACGAUCGUCCUCGAUUGGUACGCGAAAGCACUCGAUCUGCCAUGCUUCUUCCGUAGCGACGCGAAAGGUUCGCGGGGCGGUGGCGUACUGCAAGGAUCUGCGUCCGAGUGUGCACUCGUGUGCAUGAUGGCGGCGCGGGCUCGUGCCAUCAAAGAGCUGAAAGGAAAUCAUGUCGAUGUGCAUGACAGUGUCUAUCUACCUCAGCUGGUCGCAUACGCCUCCAAGGAAGCGCACUCAUCGAUCGAGAAGGCGGCCAAGAUGGCGAUCGUAAAGUUGCGCGCACUGGACACCGACAGUCGAGGUGUGUUCCGUGGCGAUACACUUCGGCAAGCCAUUCAGGAAGAUUUGGCCCAGGGAUUGACACCGUUCUUUGUGGUCGCUACCGUUGGCACAACAUCCGCCUGCGUCUUUGACCAUCUCGUCGAGAUUGGACAGGUGUGCAGGGAGGUCCGCAGCAUCUGGUUCCACGUGGAUGGUGCGUAUGCGGGCAAUUCCUUCAUCUUGCCCGAAAUGCGCCGCUUCAAGGAGGGCCUGGAGUAUGCCGAUUCGUUCAACACCAACCCGAACAAGCUGCUGCUGACAAACUUCGACUGCUCGGCCAUGUGGGUGAAGGACGUCAAAUCACUCACGACCGCACUGGCCGUUGAUCCGCUUUAUUUGCAGCAUGAUCACAGCAGUGCGAUCGACUACCGGCAUUAUGGAAUUCCACUAAGCAGACGCUUCCGGGCAUUGAAGCUGUGGUUCGUGUUCCGCUCGUACGGUAUCGUUGGGCUGCAGAAAUACAUUCGCAAUCAUAUAGCAUUGGCAAAACGCUUCGAAUCAUUGGUUAACUCUGACGAUCGCUUUGAGGUGCGCAACGACGUAAAUCUGGGACUUGUCUGUUUCCGACUAAAACAACAGGAUCGCAUCAACCGGGAUCUUUUGGCGAGGAUUAACCAGUCGGGCAAAUUCCACAUGACCCCUGCGAUGGUGCGGGGCAAAUAUAUUAUUCGUUUCUGUGUCACAUACGAACAUGCCACGGAGGAACAUAUAGAUUACGCAUGGGAGGAAAUUAAAAAUUACGCCGAAGAAACACUGGCUGCCGAGUGUCCGGAAGAGAUCACAGAGCCUGUCCCGGCGACGAAAAAGCCUCCGAAGAAGCUUACCCGCAGCAUGUCCACACGAUUCUCCUUCACGCGCAGUGUCUCACGAGAGAUCUUCGAACGACAAAACAGCCGCUCUCAACUUACGGACGGAUGCACACCGAUCGUCAUCAUCGAUACCGAUGACAUUCUGGAGAGUUUACAGCGCGCCUCGCGGAUGAACGGCGAGCGAAGUUCGAACGACACGUACGACACAGACAGCACAGAUGAGGCCAGCAAUUGACUAAGCCGAGCUAACUCCUGUAUUUCCCGCGCGUCCCCGCUCACUUCGUCCUCCUCUGCCGAUGAGUCUCCGGAUGCGGAGGAGACGGAGGGAAGUACAGGCACGACCAUUAACCGGUGCAAUUCGGUCAAAAGGUCAUGCGCUAAAGACAAUGGGUAUAGCCGGUUGCACCACCAUCAGGAACAGCAGCCCCAUGAACCGGAUCCAAAACCAACCAAGUCGAAAAGUUGCUCGAAUAUUAAACAGUUGUGAUAGAUCCGAUUCGAUCGAAUGGUGUGUCGCAAUCGUUUUUAGCAAGCAUUUACCUUUUAUCGAUGAUAUCGACAGAAGAUGCCUGGUACGCAAGCCAUGUCGUACCGACUGAAAACAAGUAUUAUUUAUUUUAUACUAAACGCUAGCCAGAAUGUAUAGCAUAGAAGUCUUCCCGGUGUGGAAGAGUCUAGCAUGUAAGUUGUAUUCCUUUCUGACCAUGACGAAUUCAAUUUUCAUCAGCAUGUCAUUUCACUAACGAAAAGAACCCAGAAUAAGUAAGUCCCUCGUGGAUGGCGGGCUUUAUGCCUACAAAUUAAGAUAAUGAAACGUUAUGUGAACCACAAGCACUUAAAAUAAAAUGAUGUAUGUAUGAA
Molecule: messenger RNA, 2823 nt
Organism: Anopheles funestus (African malaria mosquito)
Lineage: Eukaryota; Metazoa; Arthropoda; Insecta; Diptera; Culicidae
Gene: Tdc1
Product: aromatic-L-amino-acid decarboxylase
Exons: 6
Coding region: 488-2197 (569 amino acids)
Biological process (GO): amino acid metabolic process
Molecular function (GO): carboxy-lyase activity; pyridoxal phosphate binding
Source: RefSeq, a predicted model, not a curated record